This is a messenger RNA of Manduca sexta (tobacco hornworm), 903 nucleotides long. It is a transcript of the gene JTBR, whose product is annotated as protein JTB. The record is from RefSeq and is a predicted model, not a curated record. Bases 197 to 667 code for a protein of 156 amino acids. Gene Ontology annotation, biological process: mitotic cytokinesis. NCBI's taxonomy places the organism in Eukaryota, Metazoa, Arthropoda, Insecta, Lepidoptera, Sphingidae. Gene Ontology annotation, cellular component: cytoplasm; midbody; spindle. The transcript is spliced from 4 exons.
CAAGUCUGUCAAAAUAAUGUCAAAAAGCGUAAAUUUUGCCAUCUAAAAUUGUCUAAAAUAAUUAUUUUUCUCUGGUGCUUGAAGUUCGAACGAAAUCAACGGAAUUAAUAAUUUUCUUUUUUUUUUUAAGAACAGUAAAUUAGUUGUAAACUAAAUGUAAUUUAUAUUAUACAAAAAUUAUAACAAACUAUCCAUUAUGAUUGAAACAUGUUCCAAAAAAUGUAUGCUACUUGGUACAGUUUUAUUAGGAGCGUUGAGUCUUUUAGUUUUAAUACUAGAAUCACACCUAGCUGACACAAUAUCAAGCAGUCAUCGGAUGAAAAACAAGACAUUUCCAACAGAAAACAACUCGACGUGUUGGAAGUACCAGCCGUAUAAACUCAUCAGCGAAUGUCAUCCUUGCUCAGAUUUUGAAAUUAAAAGCAAGAGUAUAGGAGUAUGCAUUCACACAAGCUUUAAAGAGAUUUUAAGAUGUGAAAAUGGAGAAACAGUUACCAGAAGCUGUGAUAGAGUGGCAUAUUUAGAUGAAAGAGCAUAUUGGAAGUUCACAAUAUGGUCUUUUGUAAUUGGCCUGUCAUCUUCUCUUGCAGUCAUGCUAAGGCUUAGGGUUCUUAAUUAUAGAGCCAAAAGAAGAGCCAGACAAAUGCUUAGUAACGGAUCCAUAUAAUUUUCAAUAUUCAAUACAUGUAUAAAAUAUAUUACUAAGGAAUAGUAGACUGUAAAUUUGAUUACAAGUUUUUAUUGAAAUAAGUUGACUGCUUUGUGAUAAAAGCUAGUGGCAUACUUGUAAAAAAAGGUAUGAUUAAAAAAAGUAUUAUUUUUACCCAUAUUCCAAACUUUCAAAUACUGUAAUUUAAUAAAAUAUAAUAUUUAGCAAAAUAUAUUUGGAAUUAUUAGUCAGAA